Messenger RNA from Gloeophyllum trabeum ATCC 11539, 1062 nucleotides. RefSeq lists its product as uncharacterized. Lineage: Eukaryota; Fungi; Basidiomycota; Agaricomycetes; Gloeophyllales; Gloeophyllaceae. Bases 64 to 912 code for a protein of 282 amino acids. The transcript has 4 exons. The record is from RefSeq and is a predicted model, not a curated record.
CCCUCGUUCGUUCCCCGUCCCUUUCCCCCUCCUGCUUUGCAAGAUGUUCCUCUUGAAUACGUUAUGGACCAACUCCAUCGGCUGGCCCCCUGUUACUGGGGUAAUAUGGAAACGACUGACUGUACAUUGAUCAUCCCGGUUUUUGACCCGCCAAAGGCUGAUGCCUCCGCACUUCGGUCGUCAAUCUCCAACGGUUUUGCUUACUCGAAUCCCAAGGGUCACGACCCUCUAGGCAGACGUGCGACCGAGCCUAAUUUAAACAUUACUCCUCGUAUCGUAAUGAAAUUACACAUGGAUUAUCUGUCCGCCCAUUCGUCGUUCCUUCGUGCCCUAUUCAGCGGAUCCAACCCGCUUGAUCUUAUCAACACCACCUUGAUUUCGUCCCCCGCCAGUCCUCCUCCGCCGACGAGGUCUUCCUCACCCUCACCGCCGUCCAGUCCAUCACCUGUGACGCCAAUGUCUCCGUCGGAAGAGCCAUUUCUACGCCGCCAUGCCCCUCCAUCGUCAUAUCACUACCCUCACCUGUUGCCAUGUUCACCUCGACAUCCAAUCGUGUACCUUCCUGUUCCCGAUCCUUCUUCGAUCCGUCUGCUCAUCCAUUAUAUGUAUUUCGGCAUGACAGACUACAUCGAGGCGUGCUUGAUCCGUGGGGACGUCAAAUGGGACGGUCUGGCGAGAAACGUCGAAUAUCUCGGUAUACGCGGAAUACGCGGAUGGCUAGCGGGCUGGUUAGAGAGACUGGACAGCGACGAUGAUGACUUCGACGUCGAUUUCGACCAGAUGGAUCUUGAUGGAGACACGGAUGUGGAAGAUGAUAUGACCGAUGUUCAGGGAUCUCCGAGAGGCCGCGACCCAUCACCGCGCAGCCUGUCGAAACCGGCGUCUACGGAUCCAAUAAAGCUGCCUACUUGAACUAGUAGGGUGUCCGAGCGACACCCCGCGAUGCCUACCGCGCCGUGCACGACGGGUGUGCUAUGUCUUUACACUCCCCCGACAUAGGACUAUCUUCCGCCCACGAUAUCUCGUUCAUAUACCUGUAUUUCUGGCCGGGAGGGUCUGACU